UAUACGUGAGAACUGGUACAUAUCUGUACACUUGUAUUACAAUUAUUAUUAUCAUCAUCAUCAUCAUCAUUAUUAUAUAAAGCUUCAAAGCAACAACCCAACAACCACACCAACCAAAGUCUCAACCGGCAUUUUGGAAUAUCAUCGUUGUAACGACACAACGUCUCUCUAAACAAUCACAACAAAUAAUUAAAAAAAAAAAAACGACAAGAUGGUUCUUGCACUCACAAAACCAGCACCUGAAUUCAAAGGUACUGCUGUUGUCAAAGGACAAUUCAAGGACAUUUCAUUGGCUGAUUACAAAGGAAAAUAUGUUAUUCUAUUUUUCUAUCCAUUGGACUUUACCUUUGUCUGUCCAACUGAAAUCAUUGCAUUCUCUGAUCGUGCUGAUGAAUUUCGCAAAAUUGGCUGUGAAUUAAUAGCAGCAUCAUGUGAUUCUCACUUUUCUCAUCUUGCAUGGAUCAACCAACCACGUAAACAAGGUGGUCUUGGUGAUAUGGACAUUCCACUUCUUGCUGAUAAAAGCUGCAAAAUUGCACGUGAUUAUGGUGUACUUGAUGAAGAAUCUGGUAUUCCAUUCCGUGGUCUCUUCAUCAUUGACAGAGAACAAAAAUUAAGACAAAUUACUGUCAAUGAUUUGCCUGUUGGACGAUCUGUUGAUGAGGCACUCCGUCUUGUUCAAGCAUUCCAAUUCACAGAUGAACAUGGUGAAGUUUGUCCAGCUGGAUGGAAACCAGGCCAAAAAUCCAUGAAAGCUGAUCCAAUUGGUUCCCAAGAAUAUUUCAAAAGUACUUAAAUCACAAGAUUCCACCGAAUUUAUCUAUUAAAUAUAAGUGAGGUGUUUUUUUUUCUUUUUUUUUCUUUUUUUCAAUUACAUAAUAAUUAUUUUUUCAUAAAAUUCAAUUUUCAAUUUUCUACUUGUAGUUGUUAUGAAUUGAAUAAUAAUCAAUAAAAAAACAAUAAUAACUUUCAAUCAAUUGUAUCUUGAUUAUUUAUUUUACAAUAAUAUUAUGUAGGUAUAUCGUAUAUAAAUUAUUUUUUUUUUCUUUAAACAAAUAACUUGAGUGAAUGUGUGAGGCUAGA
This is a messenger RNA of Aphidius gifuensis, 1083 nucleotides long. It is a transcript of the gene Prx2, whose product is annotated as peroxiredoxin 1. The record is from RefSeq and is a predicted model, not a curated record. The transcript has 4 exons. Gene Ontology annotation, molecular function: thioredoxin peroxidase activity. Gene Ontology annotation, cellular component: cytosol. NCBI's taxonomy places the organism in Eukaryota, Metazoa, Arthropoda, Insecta, Hymenoptera, Braconidae. Gene Ontology annotation, biological process: cellular response to stress; removal of superoxide radicals; cell redox homeostasis. Bases 212 to 796 code for a protein of 194 amino acids.